Molecule: messenger RNA, 567 nt
Organism: Schistocerca nitens (vagrant locust)
Lineage: Eukaryota; Metazoa; Arthropoda; Insecta; Orthoptera; Acrididae
Product: calaxin-like
Exons: 3
Coding region: 1-567 (188 amino acids)
Molecular function (GO): calcium ion binding
Source: RefSeq, a predicted model, not a curated record
AUGAACUGCCGUUUGGCCGAGCAGGACGAGGUGGAGUCGCUGCUGGUGAUGCACUUCAAGCUGGAGCGCGCCGGCGGUCCUCUGGGCUACGAGCGGGCGGCCGAGGUGCUCUACUCCAUCCUGGGCAUGACGGACGAGCUGCUGACGAUCCGCGUGUGUGACCUGCUGGACCGCGAGAAUGCGCGCAAGAUCACCAUGGAGUCCUGGGUGGUGGGCCUCUCCCUGCUGCUGCGAGGCUCCUUCGAGGAGCGCAUACAGCUCUGCUUCAAGGUGUACGAGGAGCUGGGCACCGGAUUCAUCACGAAGCGCGCCAUGUUUGAGCUCCUGAAGCGCUGCAUCGUCGCCCCGCCAAUCGGAGAGGAGCUGGACGACACCGUCGAGGACAUGGUGCUGCUGGUGAUGAACAAGAUGGACCUGGACCGCGACGGCAAGAUCUCGUUCGAGGACUUCCACGAGUCUGUGACGCAGGACCCGCUGAUGAUGCAGUGUCUGGGGCGCUGCCUACCCACGCAACGCGCCGCCUGCAAGUUCCUCAUCACCCUGAGUCCCAAGAUCUGCCGAUACUAG